This is a messenger RNA of Conger conger (European conger), 2522 nucleotides long. RefSeq names its product matrilin-2-like. NCBI's taxonomy places the organism in Eukaryota, Metazoa, Chordata, Actinopteri, Anguilliformes, Congridae. The coding region runs from base 115 to 2166 and encodes 683 amino acids. Gene Ontology annotation, molecular function: calcium ion binding. The record is from RefSeq and is a predicted model, not a curated record. The transcript is spliced from 12 exons.
CAAAGUGUAGUGUAGCUCGAGAGGUUCCGUUAGAAGACGUAUUUCGGAGAGAGAUCUUUUGACAGACGGCCGAUGUAAAGAUACAUUUUUUUGCUCAGAUAUCCCAAAUUGUGAAUGACAUGGUGGGCAUGCUGUGCUUGUGGGUCUAAUGGCAUGACAAGCAUCCUGGGUCACAGAGAGUGCAUCUGGUCGUGCUCGCCUGUCUGUGUGAAAGUGCAUCUAGCUGAGCUUUACCUGCUAUUGGUAAUGAGAGCCCUCGCCAUCGGCCUCUUCUCCCUCCUCUGCUGUGGCUCAACGCUCGGUGAUGUCCGAAACCGACCGACAGGGCCCAGGAGGCAUAAUGACACAGCCCUGCAAACCAACCUGCUGGAGAGUCCAUGCAAGGGGAAGCCCCUAGACUUUGUGCUGGUCAUCGACAGCUCCCGUAGCGUACGUCCCCACGACUACGAGAAGGUUAAGACCUUCAUCAUCAACGUCUUGAGGUUCCUGGACGUGGGGCCAAAUGCAACGCGCGUGGGCGUGGUUCAGUACGGCAGCGUGGUGCAGAAGGAGUUCUCCCUCAAGACCUUCCACAGGAAGGCGGACAUGGAGCGUGCCGUGCGGGGCAUGAUCCACCUGGCCACCGGCACCAUGACGGGGCUGGCCCUGGAGUACACCAUGAACGUGGCCUUCUCUGAGGCCGAGGGCGCCAGGCCCCUGCAUGAGCACAUCCCCCGCAUCGCCAUGGUCGUGACCGAUGGCCGGCCCCAGGACACGGUGACCGAUGUGGCUAUCCGGGCCCGGAGGGCUGGGAUCCAGAUCUUCGCCAUCGGUGUGGGACGGGUGGACAUGAGCACCCUUCGAGCCAUCGGAAGCGAGCCUCACUUCGAGCAUGUCUACCUGGUGGCCAAUUUCAGUCAGAUUCAGACCCUCACCUCCAUCUUCCAGUCCAAGCUGUGUGGAGAUGGCAGCCUGUGCGCCGAGGUGGACCACCGCUGUGAGCACAUCUGCGUCAGCACCCCCACGUCCUACUUCUGCAGGUGCAGGAAGGGCUACGUCCUCAACCCUGAUGGCAAGACCUGCCGCGGAAUCGACCGUUGUGCUCUGGGCACCCAUGGUUGUGAACACGAGUGUGUCAACACUGAGGACUCAUUUGUGUGUCGGUGUCGGAAAGGCUACAUGCUGAAUCCGGAUGGCAAAACCUGCAAGAAAACUGACCAGUGCGCUCUGGGUAUCCACGGCUGUGAACAUGAGUGUGUCAAAACGGAAGACUCCUUUGUGUGUCGAUGUCAUAAGGGCUACACACGUAAUCCUGAUGGCAAGACCUGCAAAAGUAUAGACUUCUGCAGCACGGUCAGCCAUGGCUGUGAGCAUGUGUGUGUCAGCACACCGGACUCUUACAUCUGCAAAUGCCACGAGGGAUACACACUGGCUGAGGACGGCAAGAGCUGCAGGAAGCUGGAGUGCAGGGACGGACCGCUGGACUUGGUGUUUGUGAUCGACGGCUCCAAGAGCCUGGGCCUGGCCAACUUCCAGCUGGUGAAGCAGUUUGUGACAGGCAUCGUCGACGGGCUGAACGUGUCAGCUGGGGGCACGCGGGUGGGGCUGCUGCAGUACUCCACCAAGGUGCGCACCGAGUUCACCCUAGGCCAGUUCUCCUCCGGCCAGGAGGUCCGGGAGGCCAUCUCCCGCAUGCAGUACAUGGGCCGGGGGUCCAUGACCGGCUCCGCCCUGCGUCACAUGUUCCAGUUCAGCUUCUCCGCCAAGGAGGGGGCUCGGCAAAACACCAGCCGCAUCUGCAUAGUGUUCACCGACGGACGGUCCCAGGACGACGUCUCCAAGUGGGCCGCAGCGGCGCAGGAGUCCGGUAUCACAGUCUAUGCGGUUGGUGUUGGAAAAGCCAUAGAGGAAGAACUUAGGGAAAUCGCCUCAGAACCAGAUGACAAGCACUUGCUUUACGUUGAAGAUUUUAGCCGCAUGGGUCAAAUUACGGAAAAACUGAAGUCACGGAUUUGUAAAGAACUGCCCUCCAUUAAAGAGCUGUGCAAAUGUGAAAAUAUGGUAAGCUUCCAGAGCAAGGCCACUGAAGAGCUGCAGAAACUGACCCAGAGACUGGAAUCUGUGACGAAGAGGUUGGAAAUACUCGAGAACCGCCUGGGACAUAACCGAAUCCUCCGAGAUAUCUAAGCCAUAUGUAAUAUUCAAAAGAAAAAAGAAUUCAAGGCAUUUUAUAAUUGUUAUGAACCAGGGCUGCUUUACAUCAAAUUCAGUUUCAAACAUUGAGACAAAAGUUAAGCUUUUUUUUUUUUUUUUUUUUUUGUUUAAGGUAUUUAUAUACAUUGCCAUGUUUUGUGUUAAUGCAAAGUUGAGCACCUGUUCGCCACCUGCUGGUAUUAGGCAGACCUUUACUUACACUGCUGUGUAUCAAGAGGACAUGCAUAAUAUGCAUACAUAAUUAAACUUCAUUUAGAGAACCUCUGUUUAUACUGUCAUGAAAGGAGUCACAAUUCAUUUUUCAAUUGUGAAAUAAACAGUUUUAGUAA